AUGAUCAAAUUAGAUUUAAAUGAUAAUGAUGAUGAUGAUGAAGUUGAGAUCAUGAAAAGUAAAAAAAAAUUAUCAAAUAUAUUUGAUGAUGAGGAUGGCGAUAAUAAUUCGAUGGAGGAUUCAAAGACUCGUUUAAUUUAUAAACCAAAACAAAAUAAAAAACAAGAAGAAGAUUUAUCCCGAAAAUCGUCAUCCUCAUCAAACUCUUCGGGAUCCAAAUUAAGUGUUUUCAUUGCGCUUGCAGUUAAUGUAUAUAAAUUUGAAAAUUCGCAAUAUUCUUAUGUUGGAAAAUUUGGCCUUGCCCUCUGUGGAAAUGAUCAAGAAUCCUUAUAUCGAAUUAUUUUAUAUACGGCCAAAAAUCAGACCAUCUGUUCGGCUACAAUAACAGAAAAUUUUCCUUUUCUUUGUCAACAAAAGAAUUAUUGCCUUAUUCAGGAUGACCAACGGCAAAAAUGGUCCAUAUUGUUUGAAAAUCAUUCCGAUGUAUGUCAAUUUUGUCGAAAUCUUGCUCAUUGUCUGUUUUCUGUUCGAUUCAUUAAACAUAAUGAUAAUGGUGACAUUUCAGUAAAACAGCCAUUAGGUUUCCACGAACCACUCAGUGAUGAUUGGAGCAAAAAAUUCGAAUGUUCGAAUACUUUGAUCUGUUUUCGAUUAGAAAUUGUUGCAUUCGAGCACAAUUGUUCUUUACAUUCGAAUCCUAAAGGUCGUCUUAUUUUGCUUAAUGAAUCUGUACAUCGAUGUAAAUUAGAAGAUGAUAAUCGGGAAUUAUUCAAAUGGAUUUGUAAGAAUCCGGGUGAUCGUUUUUAUAUACUCAUACCUUACUCACAGCUUGAUUAUUAUCGAAAAAUCAUUCCGAUCGAAAAACUUUCUAAACAAAAACCAGAAAAUAAAAUCUGGAAAAUAGCCAUUGAAAUCGAAAUGAUUGGUUUCGAAAAAGUUGAACCAACAAAUCUAGAAUCUAGUCUUGAACCAUCAUCAUCUGAAACUUUUGAAACAAAAGAUAAAAAUGUAGAUUUAGCAACAAAAAUGUCGCGAAUCGGAGCUAUGCCUAUUUUUCCAUUGAUUCAACAAGUUAAAAAUACUGUCGACGUUCAACGAACAACUAUUAAAGAAGUUGAAGAAAACGACAAUAGUGAUUCACAGCAUAAUCCAGGUAGAUCAAUAGUUGAUUCUUUAAAUGAUUUUCAAAAUUUUUUGGAAACUAAAUUUGAUUUGGUUGCUAAAAAUUUUGAUGACUUGAAGCAUCGAAUCGACAUGAGCGAAAAAUCAAAAAAUAGCAAUGUUUUACAACAUACUAAUCUGACACUAGAUUCGACCAUUUUAAUGAAUUCAAUACAGAAAAUUAUUGAUGAAAAUCAUAAACUCAAAUUGGAAAUUGAAGAGCGAAAAUCGGAAACGGCUCGUAUGCAACAAAAACUUUUUCAGAUGAUCGAUCGUGGUGAUACAGGUUGUUCUUCGCCACCGAAUGCUGAAUUAAUUUUAAAAUUAAAAGAAGAAAUUGUUGAUCUCAAAGAUCGAAUCCAUAAAAUCAAGGAAGAAAACUACCGAACCAUACAAAAUAACAAUCCGGCACCUAGGCCACGUGCUCGAAAUCAAAUGAAACAAUUAUUUCUUGAUAUUCAUGAACGAUUCAGUCGCCAUCCUAAGCUAGAAUGUUUAUCUGAACAAGAUCGACAACUUGUUGAUGAUGUCUUUGCCGAAGUAUUGGCAGCACAACUCGAAUCAAAUGAUCCAUUUAAUGUCCAUAAUCAUAAUCAAAAUGAUGGCGAACAUGAACAGCCAAAACAAAAACCAACUAUCCAAUAGAGAUUUUCAUAAUAAUAAAAAAUAUAUAUCUUGUCUAAUUCCAAAUGUAAUUAUUCAUCUGAAUGGUACUUCCUCUUAUGAAUUUUU
This is a messenger RNA of Dermatophagoides pteronyssinus (European house dust mite), 1893 nucleotides long. RefSeq lists its product as uncharacterized. The record is from RefSeq and is a predicted model, not a curated record. Lineage: Eukaryota; Metazoa; Arthropoda; Arachnida; Sarcoptiformes; Pyroglyphidae.